CAAGCGUGACCAGGAUGUUCAUUUGUUUUUUUAUUUCACACUGUGUUUUAAUCUAUAUGCUCUCCUCCUUAUUAUUUUACUUUUAAUUUUAAAUUCUUAUGUAGAUAAAAUGAAUAUUAAAUCUAUCUUACCAUGGAUUCUAUUGGCUAUUGUUUUCUUUUGUAUUGGCAUUGGAAUUGGAUUUGCAGUUGGGAAGAAUAAAUACGACAAGGACGAAGAAAAAACAACGACACCGACAAUAAAACUGACGUCGAAACAACUGGAAAAAGAAAGAUUUAAAAAGCAUAAAACCAUUUUUGAUCAAAUGAAAGCAGAGAAUAUUAAGGAAAAUUUGAGGUACCUAACCAAAUUACCUCAUUCUCCUGGAAGCGAAAGGAACAAGGAGUUAGGAGAAAAUCUUUUAAAAAAAUGGAAAGAGCAGGGUUUUGACAAAGCUGAGUCUUUCAAAUACAACAUAUAUCUUUCUAAUCCAAAAGCGCCAGGUGAGAUAUCGAUAUGGAAUGGUUCAGCACUGGAAAGGAAGUUGGUAAUCAACACAGAACCACCUUAUGAUAAGUCUGAAAGGGAUGGAACCGUUUUAUAUCCGUUUAACGCAUUUUCUGGAGCUGGAAGCGCUACGGGUGAACUGGUCUAUGGGAAUUAUGGCAGAGAUUCAGAUUUCAAAGAUUUAGAAGAUGCAGGAAUUGACGUUGCUGGAAAAAUAAUGAUUUUUCGAUAUGGAAAGACAUCACGCUCACUAAAGGUAAAAAGAUCAGAAUUGCGAGGUGUACUUGGUGUUAUUAUAUAUUCGGAUCCCUACGAUCAUACAUACCCAGGAGAAGAGUACCCACAUGGUUGGAUGUUAAACAGAUAUGCUGUUCAAAGAGGAACCAUAAACAGACUACCUGGCGACGCCUUGUCUUUGGGAUAUCCAUCGAAAGAUGGUUAUUUUCGGAAGAGUGAAUCCAAAUACAGUGGAAAUCCAAAGAUUCCAUCACAACCUAUUUCGUACGCACAUGCGUAUGAGAUUUUAAGGUCAAUGAAGAAUACAAGUAUACCUCUACCAUCAGGUUUUCAAGGUGGAUUAAAUUUUACAUAUGCUUUGACAUCAGGCGAAGGAAGGAAUGUAACAGUGAAAGUAUCAACAGAACUAGAAACUAAAGAAUCAUACACCAUUUGUGCUACUCUUUAUGGAAGUGAGGAACCAGAUAGAUACGUGCUCAUUGGCAAUCAUCGCGAUGCUUGGACAUAUGGUGCAUCAGAUCCAUCAAGCGGUACAGCUACCAUGAUGGAGAUAGUAAGAAUCUUAGGAAAUUACAAGAAAACUACAGGUUGGAGACCUAAACGAAGCAUUAUGGCAUGCAGCUGGGGCACAGAAGAACCAGGCAUUCUUGGAUCAACAGAGUGGGCAGAUGAGAAUCACAAGUUUCUGACACACAAGGUUGCGCUUUAUAUAAAUGUUGACAUGGCUGUUGAGGGAAAUUUUACACUUCGUAUAAAAGCCUUAAAGAUGGUCAGUGACAGCAUAUACAGCGUCACAAAAGAAAUAGAAGCACCAGAUGAUGCAUCUAAAACGUUGUAUGAAGAUUGGCUAAUAAAAUCAGCACGGUUGAAGAAUACCACUGUUGAAAAGUUGAAAAAACCGUCAUUGUCUGUCCCCGCUAGUGGAAGCGACUAUAAAGCACUUUGGCAUACCUAUGGUACAACUAUGACAGACUUGAGGUAUCUCUUCAGUAAGAUUGAUUAUCCAAGAUUACCACAGAAUCCUCAUUACCAUACAAUGUACGAAAGUUUUGGAUGGAUGUCAAAAUUCGUCGACCCUGAAUACAAAUACCAUUUGACGAUUGGAAAACUUUGGAUGGGACAAGCAUUGCGUUUUGCUGACGCCGAUAUAAUCCCGUUUGAUUUACAAGCCUAUAUGGAGCAAGUAAAGGAAUAUUUUGAUAGGUUUGAAAAAAAGUACAGAACUAUGUUGAAGCCUAGAAGUAUCUCUUUAGCGAUCGCAAAUCAAAGUCUCAACGCUUUGAUAGCAAAAACCAAACAAUUUCAUGAGAUGUUGAGUGGGAUGAAGAACAGUGACUACAAGCCUUACAAGCUUCGAGCCAUCAAUGAUAAAAUUAUGAAUUUUGAAAAGAAUUUCAUCCUGAGUACAUUAUCAUCAGAAACGCUAUCGGCAAGACAUGUUGUUUUUGCAACAACCGGCAACAAACUCUACUCAGAAAAAUUUCCUGGCAUUAGCGAAGCAAUUUUUUUCGCAUCAAAAGAUCCGGCAAACGAUUGGGACGAAGUUCGAAAACAAAUUACGUUAGUCGCAUGGUGUUUCGACACAGCUAACCGAUCUCUAAAUUUAGACGAAUCGACCAUGUCAGCGUAGGCGAUUGGGCGUUACUUCAUUGAAAAGGGCGUUUUUUUAAGGAAUGGGGUGGCAUACUCUUAAUCACAUUACAUAUAUAAACUUAUUUUUUACGGACACAAGAUGGUGCACCAUAUACUGUAAAUAUUGCACAUACGAGUUAAGAAAGAAAUGGAUACUGAUGCUAAUGUAUGAUAUGGGAAAGACAUUGUGUCAAGUCUCACCACAAUUGAGUCACAAAACAUAUAUUUCCAUCAUGCGUGACGACCGUGUUUGCAUGCUUAAAGGAUAAUAAUAUUGCUAUAACAAUGUAAUAAUUGUUUGACAUGUUUAACAUAACAUGUAAAAAUAUUUUUGUUAGCAUACCUUGUAGGUAAAGAAGUGACUACAUUAGCUCAGUUUUUUCGCCAGUUUUACUUUUCCUAUUCAUAAUGCAUUGAGAGGUAAAAUGCCUGAAAAAAUCCAGCCUAAAGUUGAAAUUGUUAUAUAAGCAGGAGAAGUUUCUAAUUUUAUCAUUCAAUUUUGUCUUAAAACAGUUCAUUCUUUGAAAAAAGAAUGAUUCGCCAUUAAUUUUUCCAAAAAAUCAGUUGGAAAAAGGUGAUUAUAUCCGUUGCAGUUGAUUAACAUUUUUGUUGACAAAACAUUUUUUUUAACUCUUUUACAACGCCCUUUUUCAUUGAUAAGGUGGCAAAGAAAACUUUUCAAAAAACAGUUUGGCCUAAAGAAAUAAAGUUAUCCUAACCUGAGACGUAGUAGGGUUUCAUAGAGGUAAAUUUUGGGAGAAAUAACCGUGGGGACCGGAAAGAAGUGUCCGCUAUAGACUGUCCGCUUUGGAGAGCUUUUAUUUGAAGAGUUUUUUUAAGAAACCGUCCGGAACAAAUUUUUAUCCGGCUUAAGACGGUUUCCGCUUUAGAUGAUGUCCGCUUUGAGGAGGUUUCACUAGUGAAAAAUGCUAUAUGUUGACACGAAAUGCUGUAUGCUAGGUAUUUAACAACUUAAAAGAAAAGAUUAGGGAUAUUAUCAAAUA
Molecule: messenger RNA, 3359 nt
Organism: Hydractinia symbiolongicarpus
Lineage: Eukaryota; Metazoa; Cnidaria; Hydrozoa; Anthoathecata; Hydractiniidae
Product: N-acetylated-alpha-linked acidic dipeptidase 2-like
Exons: 17
Coding region: 110-2353 (747 amino acids)
Molecular function (GO): carboxypeptidase activity
Source: RefSeq, a predicted model, not a curated record